Messenger RNA from Neurospora tetraspora, 354 nucleotides. RefSeq lists its product as uncharacterized. The transcript has a single exon. The record is from RefSeq and is a predicted model, not a curated record. The coding region runs from base 1 to 354 and encodes 117 amino acids. NCBI's taxonomy places the organism in Eukaryota, Fungi, Ascomycota, Sordariomycetes, Sordariales, Sordariaceae.
AUGGCAACAGUAGCCAACCUCCUCCGCAACCGCGCCGUCCCCGUCUCCAUCGCCGCCGGCCUCGGCGGCCUCUUCUGGUGGCAGACGCGCGGCGGCAAGAACCAGCCCCGCGGCGUGUCGGAGAAGUACAGCGCCACCGACACGGGCAACCGGGACAUUUCCGAGACGCUGCAGAACCUUGGCGGCACGGGUGGGCAGUACGCUCGAAAGGGGCCGCUGGAGGAGGAUCCCAAGGAUACUAGGGUUGUCUCCCACAGCCCGGCCGCGUACUCGAAGCGGAACCCGGAAAAGACAGGUGUCGCGCCCUUGGGACAUUCGACUGAUACUAAGGAUUAUGGUGGAAACAAGGUCUAG